This is a messenger RNA of Sphaeramia orbicularis (orbiculate cardinalfish), 2101 nucleotides long. RefSeq lists its product as uncharacterized. NCBI's taxonomy places the organism in Eukaryota, Metazoa, Chordata, Actinopteri, Kurtiformes, Apogonidae. The record is from RefSeq and is a predicted model, not a curated record. The coding region runs from base 1 to 2076 and encodes 691 amino acids. The transcript is spliced from 8 exons.
AUGACUUCACAUCAGCGGCGUGUCCGGCUGCAGCCGCCCGCAUGCACUACCGCCCAAAAAGUACAGCUGACUCACAAGCUGUUUUUGCUGGAAAAUGCCCGUCAUUCACUGAAUGAAGAACUCAAUAAUUUCACUAAUAAGGCCUAUGAAGAUGUCCAGAAUUUUUUGAAUGCAUCUUUUCCCUUCACUGUGUUCAGUGAUCUCCUAAUGGCCUUGGAUGCCAAAUCUCAAGCUAUUGACAAGCUCUCAGCUUUAUUAAAGGACCUAACACUUGAACCUCAAGUUUGUGUCCAGCGUGCUGGUGAAAAUGGGAUGAAAACCUUCUGUCUUCCACUCAAAGACAAAACUGUCUUGAUGACUGAUGUUAUCAAGUUUGGGCCUCUGUUGCAGAAUACGCUGAUGGCCAGCUCUAUAGCCAAAGCAGUCCAGGUGGUUGGAGCCACAUUGUCGUUUCAGCAGUUAAAACAUUUUCUCAUCCCUCAGGCAUCAGUGGUCCAGGAGCAGUGUGAUAUGAUUUGCUGCCUUUCAUCUAGCCACGACUCUAGUGAGCACAAAACAACCCCAUCCUUCCACUUGAAGGCUGAAGAAGAAACGGCAGCCACAGCGGUUUCUUCUGAGGAAAAAUGCCUUCCAAAUGCAGUGAUGCUGCCACCUGCCAUUAUUGACGCUCACAAGAGUGUUACAGAGAAUACGCCACUUCUGCCACCCUUUAAAACUACACUCCCAGAAAAUGGCAACGUCAAACCCCUACAUACAAUACUGUUAACGGAAUGGGGACAGAGUGGUGAGGUCCAGGUACCACACCAAAAACAAUCAUCCAUCCAGCUCCUGUCCUUAAUUAGAACAAAGGCUAAAAGCAUGAAUUCUCUGGAUGUCGCUGUUGUCAAGCAUAGAAACGCUUCUAUGUACACUUCAGGCUCGUCACAGCCAGCAUCUCCCAACAUAGAAGCACAAAGCUACCAAUUCAAACAUGAGUUGGCAGAUGAAGCAGUGGAUGCAUUAGCUCCAAAAACACUGCUCUCAGAUGCUGAAAACCAAGGCCCGGUUUUCAGAGUGAAACGAGUGGAAUCAAGUGGCUCCAUGACUUACACCUGUGUGAUUGCAUCACAGACUGAAUUGUGGGAUGUAGGAGACAUCGUCACAGAGACAGGACAGGGUUACUCUGAAACCAGCUCUUUGGAGAGUGAAGACAGCCAAAAUAUAGUGAAGAGCUCCUGUGAAAACACCCAGUGGAAAACCAAGUCUGUCACAAAUCCUCAACAUGAGAGCAGCUGUGUUGGUUCAAAAACACAAGCCAUCAACCAUGUAACCAUUCCAAAAUUUCAGAACCGGAGAUUUGACGAGAUUGAGGUUGUGGUGUCUCAUAUCGUCAGCCCUGGCAGCUUCUAUAUCCAGCAUGCAGACUCCAACACCAAGCUGCAGGCUCUUGUCAUAGACAGCUGGAAACCAAGUAGUUCAUACACUGAGCAGAACUGCAUACCAGACAUUGGAACCCAAGUCAUGGCUUGGUUCCCUCAGCAUGAAGAGUGGUGCAGGUCUCAGGUGAUGAAGAUAUGUGGAGUAAGUGGAGGCGAUAAUACCAGUGAAUGUACUGGGAGUGAGUUGUCCAUCAAAGUUGAGGUGAAGAGACUGGACUAUGGGGACACUUCCUGCUUGUCACUGAGGAACAUGAAGGAGCUGACCCAAGAAAUGGCUGCCCUACCAGUCCAGGCUAUACAGGUCACCUUGGCACAUGUAAUGCCUGUGAAUGGAAAACAUUGGUCUGAGGAGGCAUUGGGCUGGUUCAGAGCAAUGGUACACAACAGGACACUCUAUGCCCGGCUUUACCCACAGGGGCCCAAAGUUACAGUCGAUCUCUUCCUGGAAAGGGGACAGCUGGGGGCUAUGAGGAGGGGCGCUUCCCUGUCCUUGAGACUGACCCAGAAUGGACAUGCCAAACACGAUAAACUGAAGACUACUGGUCCCAUGAAAAGAAAUACUGCUCAACUUGAGAUGAAAAAGCAGGAGUCCAAAUGGGAGAAAUACCUCAUCUCGUGUUAUACUCAAAGUAGAAUGCAAAUGCCUCUUCUUCAGUGAGUCAGACAAAUCUGAUACAUUGGCA